CCCCGCAUUUCUUCAGAUCCACCAAGCUGAAUGAUUCGUCCUCGCAUCCUCUCCACAUGCUUCUUUAGGAUCUUGCAUGCUCCUCUCUCACCGCUGCUCGGUAUUCGGUCUUAUCAACAUGCCCACCAGGAGGUUACACAAGAGUAUUUGAAUCGUUGAUCAGCAGCAGGGGCAUCACUCCUCACCAACUUCUCUUUCUCACUCUCUCAUUCCCACCCAAACUCUGCUCUACAAUUGACCCCCUCACAUCGUAUUCUUCUCCAAAAUAGCCACCAUCAUGUCCAAUCCAGGCCAAAUCUCCCCUCUCCGCCCGAUCACCCGACACAUCACCACCCAUAACGCCUCGGGCAAAGCAGUCCUCCACUCCUCCACACCGGGCCAAUGGAAAUCCUACGACGAAAGCUACAUGGCCUUCAACGUCAUCUACACCACCUCCGAGUUCCCCGCCAACCUCAACGGCGACGCCGACCUCGCCGCACACGAGACAGUCGUCCAAUCCGGACACUUGGGCCUAGUCAACCCCAAAGGCACCGUGUGUCGGGUCGUCGACUUUGCGCCCAACAACCCUUGCGUGGUCCACCGCACGCAGAGUCUCGAUUACGGGAUCGUGUUGGAGGGGACUGUGGAGAUGGUGUUGGAGGAAGGGGAGGCUACGGUGAUGCAGAGGGGGGAUAUAGCGGUGCAGAGGGCUACGAUGCAUGGAUGGCGGAAUCCGAGUGCGACGGAGUGGGCCAGAAUGGCGUUCGUGUUGCAGGAUUGUCGGCCGCUCGUUGUUGGUGGGGAGGCGCUGAAGGAGGAUUUGGGGAUUGCCGAGGGGGUUUUGGAGCCGAGUGGAAAUGAUCAAAGUGCGUAGGAAGGAGAGAAAAAUAAAUAGGGUAGCACUUAUGGUGCUGAGCGCGUCGAACGACCAUCCCUGAGGUUAAACUGGAUGAGAAAUACAGGCAAGGUUCUCGUCCAAAAGGUUGCGAAUUGCGUUCCUCAGGAACGCGGACUAGAGGGGGGAGAAGGCUAUAACCCCAGAUUUCUCGAAGACCAUUCCCCCGAUUUACUUCCAACCUAGGUACAUUUUCAUACUUACUAUAUCAGGAGGAGUCCAACGUAGAGAUCAAGUAGGAAAAUAUCCACAA
Penicillium brasilianum is the source of this 1127-nucleotide messenger RNA. The record is from the annotation of a GenBank genome assembly. Lineage: Eukaryota; Fungi; Ascomycota; Eurotiomycetes; Eurotiales; Aspergillaceae.